This is a messenger RNA of Abrus precatorius (Indian licorice), 681 nucleotides long. RefSeq lists its product as uncharacterized. Bases 1 to 681 code for a protein of 226 amino acids. NCBI's taxonomy places the organism in Eukaryota, Viridiplantae, Streptophyta, Magnoliopsida, Fabales, Fabaceae. The transcript has a single exon. The record is from RefSeq and is a predicted model, not a curated record.
AUGACUAGUUCUGAAGUAGCAAAAUCUGAUGAUCUUAUCAGAGGUAAAUGCAUUCUGAAAGAUAAGCUUGUAGAUGUUCUAUUCGACUCUGGUGCUACCCAUUCUUUUGUCUCUUUAGACUAUGUGAGUUGUCUUGAAAUAUUUGUUUCUUCCUUGCCAUAUACUAUCGUAGUAUCUACUCCUAUAAAUCAACCUGUGGUGACUUUGCAUGCAUGUUUGGGUUGUUCUGUGAUAAUUCAUGGUAGAAAUUUCUUGGUAGAUUUGAUUUGUCUACCCCUUUCUCAGUUGGAUGUUGUAUUGGGAAUGAAAUGGUUGUCAUCCAAUCAUGUCUUUCUUGAUUAUAAAGAAAAAACACUAAUAUUCGGUGAUAGUGUACCGAGAACUCCUAGGCUCCUAUGUGAGGAUGACUCAAGGAACAUGGUCAAUGUCAAAGCCUUUAUGAUACUAUUUUCUACUGAGGUAGAAAGAAGUGUGAAGGCAGAGCAUAUAUUGGUGGUGAAUGAAUUCUUAGAAAUUUUUCCGAAGGAUGUAACCGAACUACCACUAAAGAGGGAGAUUGAGUUUACGAUCGACCUUAUACCAGGAGUAAGCCUAGUCUCCAUUGUACCUUAUCGGAUGUUGCUAAUGGAGUUGGCCAAAGUGAAAAGCAAGUUGAGAAUCUGUUGGAAAAACAAUUUGUGA